This is a messenger RNA of Marchantia polymorpha subsp. ruderalis, 2495 nucleotides long. The record is from the annotation of a GenBank genome assembly. NCBI's taxonomy places the organism in Eukaryota, Viridiplantae, Streptophyta, Marchantiopsida, Marchantiales, Marchantiaceae.
CAAAAUGGAGCUCUGGAACCAGUGUCAGAUUCUUCUAAGUAAGGACCCUAGACGUGACCAAGAGCAUCCCAACCCUAGACCGAAGGUAAACCGGCGGCAGCCAAAACCCGCCAUGAGGUCGGUCGCCUGAAAGCCGAGCGAGGAGCUCCGAGAAACUUGGCAGGCGCAAGGCAUCGUGCGCCUCAGAAAGGCAGAGCUCGGAGGGACAUGGAAGCCAAUUACGAAGGUCAAGCGGGCAGGAAGCCUGGAAAGCCGCGAGUCCAGCUAGAGAAAGUCAAAACGAGCUCGACCCUCCCUCAUGUCCAGACAGUGACAUCGAUCGCGCGCUCACUCGUGUUGGAGUUGGCUUUACUGGCUGCCUCCAGAGACAGAGAAAGUGUGAGUGAGUGAGUACUUGGGGCUCGAGCGAAGUCGUGAUGGAAGCAUAUGACCCCCAGCCCCGCCUCGCCUCGUCCCUCCUGCUCAUCUGGCCCAACUGGAAGGCAAGCUCCGACAGCGAAGCGAGGUCGAAAGCACAUCCUGGAAGUUGCUGCUGCUGCUGCAGGAAAUCCCGGACUCUACCGGCUUGACCGAAUUCCAGCGAGCUGCCUGCCUUUGUAGCCAGGACGGAUCCAGAUAGGGGAAGAGGCGAGCGAGAGCCAGAGUGUUUCGGGGGCUGGACAUCAUUUUGGGGACUUAUGUGCAGCGCUUUUGAGACCGAGCACUCCCAUUUAGAAUCCGGAGUGGUGUGAGCGUCGUCGGAGCUCUGAUAAGAGCGCCUGCUGUUCUUCAGACGAAGGCUGCUGCUGCUGCUGCUGCUGCAAUUUGGUGGGUCGAGACUUUCACCUUGAGAUUCGAGAAAGCAAUCGCGGGCAUACGAAAAGCAGUUGCGUCACGCCGAGACACACUGGGGUCGGGGAUUGCGCUCGUGAUCACGGAACCAGGAUUAUCGACGGGACGCUGACAGACAUUAGUUACGCACUAUACGACGUUCGGAUAGCUCAAGGAAUUAUCAUUCGCCGACAAGCACAGGCCACGGAGUAGGAAACAAAAUAGAAUGGAGGCUGCUGCCAGUGCUGCCGCCCGACAGGCUCAGUGCUGACAGGAGCUGCAAGGACUCAUCGCAACCGGGAGCUCUUCUUCCUGCUCCUGCUCCUUGUGUCGUCAGGUGUACAGGCCGGAACGCAACGCCCGCAGCAGUGGAGGAGUUGUGGAGGUUGAUUUCGUUCAGAGAGUAGUUGUAGAAGAUAGUUCAGGAAGGGGGCGGAAUUCGUCAGCUCAAGAAGGUGCAGGACAGGAGGAGGAGUGAUUCGUCAAGAUGGUGGUCCUGAUUCCCGAGCCCAAGACCAACUACAAGGCCAUCUUCUUCCGCCAUGGAGUGCUGAUCGACGAGCUGCGCAACCUUCGUCGUCAUCACACGUCGACGGUGAACCAGCUGGUGCACAUCGUGAGCAUGAGCUUCGCGUUCGCGUUUUUCGCAUCGACGCUGGUCAUUUUGGGAAUGAUGUUCACGCUGCCGGACCCGAUCCUCAUCCCGCUGGUGAUCCUGUUCUUCCCUCUGCCAUAUCUGGCCUUCUUCUGGUACCUGGAUCCCGUCGUCUUCUUCUUCUGGCUGCCGCUCAUGGGCCUGGCAGUGGCCGGGUCCUUCCCCAUUGCCCAGCUGCUUCUCGGCGUCAUGCCCAUGUACGCCGCCAUCGCCUGCACCUUCGGAGCGUCGCUGCUCUCGCUGUUCCCGCAGCUGAUCGGCCACUACUUCUUCGAGAAGAUCGGCAUUCCGGCCUUCGAGAUGUUCGAGCUGCUGCUCAUGACGCCCUUCUUCUUGGGCUACUGCGGCGUGGGCUGGAUCACUUGCUGGAAAGUGCGGAAAGAUCUGUGCGAUAAAAUCUGGAGCGACGGCCCAUAGAUUGUAGUAGAAUUGAUCAAUUGAUCCGAGACAAAAAUUGAUGGCUCUUCUUCUCAGCCCUGUUUAUUCGUUGUAAUAUUACUCGUCAAACAUCGAAUGUUUGAUUACCGUGCUCCACGUAGAUAGAUAGAUUAGGCACACAGACAAAUCUGUCAGUAACAUCCUUCGUUGCUCACGAGAGCUCGUGUCCAUGCUAGUUAGGAACACUCCGUCAUAAGGACCAGCGGCCGGAGCGUCAGAGCGAAGGGGAACUCUGCCCUCGUCCGGGCCACUGAGACUGCAGCGGAAGCGUCGAUCCAUUAGUGGCAGAAUUCAUCGUGUCCUCGCUGCAGUGGUCGUCGGAGACAGGGACAGGGUUCAGAUAGGAUGAAUUCUUUUGGGUUCGAAUAAAAAAUUCCACCGAUCUGCAGCGAAUCGAUUGAUCGUUCGAGACCUGGCCGGCCGACCGAUGGCCCCCGAGACCUUCUGUCCGGAGCCUGCCUGGUCCAGCGCCGUCCAAAUUCGCAAGAUUUGGAUUGCUCCGAGGAUGCCUCCGCUGACGAAACGUCAGGGGGCCGGGCCGGGCCGGUCUUGUUGUAUGCACACACGAUAUCAAGUAAAGCAGUGCUACCAG